AUGUACGGCGCAAUACGACCGACAUUGCGGGCAUCUACACGGAGGCCCCCAGCACGAUUCAUCCGCGGUCGUCGAUACCCGUCCUCCCACCGAACACGCUCGUUUCACUCCACGCCCUACCUCGCAGUUACUCCGACACCUCCGGCCGGCCCAGAUAAUACGCCCGUCAGCAACAAUGGCGUGGACAAGAAGAACCGCGAGAAGGCGGCGGCCGAGCAAACAGACACCGGGAUAGCUGCCGAAGACCCGGAGAUUCUUGCGCAGAAGCUGCAGCGCUCCAGAGAAAUGACGCGGAGAUACUCGUCAGCAUUGCGACGCUCGCAAAGACGGAAUCGCGCCCAGGACUUGCCGCCCGUGGUCGUUCCGAACUGGUUUCUGAGGAAGAGGGUCUUUACGCGGGAGGAAAUGCGUGAGCACCCACUCAAUCGCCUUGGACACAAUAAUUUCACACUGUCGUUGCAGCGCCUGAAUUCAGAGGAGGCUGGUAAAUUUUCGGUCCCGUUGAACAAUCUAUCGAGCGGUGUGAAGAUCCUGUCUCGGUUGGUUUUCGCAACUUGGAAUAGUACCUUGAGUGCGGAUCAAAGGAGGCAGUUCGCGAGGCAGUUGGCGUCGAGCAUAGGGGCUGGAGAUAAUGAGCGCGUGCGGCAGCUGACUGAGGUGAAGGAACUUAUCAAGGACUCGGGCAAUGCAGGCCUUUUGGAGAUCAACCAGACUUUGGUACGCCAGGAAAAGGAUCUAGAGCGGGUGUCACGCGAAUACGAGGCUCUCAUGCGACAGAGGAACAUGGACAAGGCUCAAAUUCCGCCUUUGGCGCUGGCUGAGAUUCGGGCUACCAUUGCUGCAUCUUUGUCCGCUCUGCCAGCGGCCGCUACUGAUACCUUUCCUUCCACGAAGACGAAUUUGAUACUACAUUCGCCCUCCAACGAGCAUGACAGACUGAUAGGGAGAACAGUCAUGUCAAUAGCAUCUGAGCUAGGGGCCGAUGUUGUCGUGCUUGAAGCUCAAGAUCUCGCGGAAAUUGCUGGAGACUACCUAGGCGACGGAGCAGACCCAUCACCUCAUUCGAUACGAUCCCUGGGCUACGAAACGUAUCGGCUUAGUGCGGAGCUCGGAAAUGACAUGGAAGAGCUAUGGAAGGAGGACCCGUUUUCUGAGGACCAGGAGGAAGCGGCCACACCCCAAGCGCCAACGGAGCCUUUCCGUAGGGCGUUUAAGGGUAUGCCAAUAUCGAUAAUCGCCAUCGAUCCCAUUUCGAAAUCAAUUACGCAAAGUAUUCAUGCCUUGCGGGUGCCUGCCUCUGACGCCAGUGCCGCGUCGACAAAUGAACAGCAGGGUCGACUGCAGACGCAAGGCGAAGCCCAAUUGGAGGACCUGAAACUCUCGAAUUUACUUGAGGCUCUGAUUGACUCCAGCGAAGUCAAGCGUAGUCGCGGUGGCCCCACUGUGGAACACGUCACCCGACUAUCCACCGUUCCAAAGGACAAUGCUCCGACUCCCAUAACGCCCAAAUUAUUCGACAGAUUCUUCGACUACUCGAUGACUCCUAGAGGGGACAAAGUCGAUCUCGCCCCUGCCUUACCAAUCAAGGCUAUACCCAGAUUCGGCCUCGCCGUGGACGUCGGUACAUCCCCAAGAUCGGAAAGAAUCCUUCCGAAAUCCAAGAUCAUCUAUGUUCAAGACAUUAAAGAGCUCAACGCGACUCAAUAUGGCAACCGAAUAAUUCAAAAGCUCGAAGAUAUCGUCCGAAAGCAGAGGAGAGCGGGUGAAAGCAUUAUGAUAGUCGGUAGCAGUUGCUCUCUGGACCUCACACCUGACCUCUCUGCAAAUGGGGUGCAUGGCCUCCAGUCAGAGGGCGAGGCUGGCUUGUUCAGGACUAUUGUCGUCCCGACAGAAUCGGCGGAUGAGUCCAAGAACGAGGGGCCGUUUCCUGAUAGUAAAGCCUACCAUCAAUCUCGGUCGCUCGAGAGACUAUCGUCCUUAGUAGAAAAGAAGAAGUUCCGGAAGAUCAACUUACGACACAUACAAAGCAUGCUGCGAUGCCUCGACCCUCUUGCGUCACGCGCCAUUUCCGACGACGAGAAAGGCCCGGAAGAGUUACGCGCAGCUGCAUCAGUAUUACCAGAGUCUUAUUUCUGGAAAGUCCUGACCUACGACGAGGUCCACCGGAUAGCAUUAACCGCCCUUGGUCUACAACGUAUGGAUCACAACUGCAAAGAGCUGAACUGGGCCCAUGUGGCUCUCGCUAUGGGCCUGUUGAAAGCCAGUGACGAAGCGAAGGUCGCUUACAUUAAGCGUAAGGCCGAGCAAACAGCCCGCGGUGAUAGUCGGCAUCCAGACUCGUUCGAUCGAUGGACGAAGGGUGUAGAAGAAAGGAUGCGGAACGCCGCCGUUGGAACUGAAGAUCCGGGCGCGGCAACAUACGCCCAGCGCGAGCGCCAAUUACAAAAUGUCUCAAUGGGCGCUACAAAGCAUGAGAAGCGACUAUUGCCGGGCAUUGCAAAUCCAGACCAGAUCAAGACCACCUUCGACCAGGUCCACGUUUCUCCUGAGACCGUAGACUCGAUUCGGACACUCACGUCCAUGUCGCUCCUUCGCCCAGAUGCUUUCAACUAUGGCGUGCUUGCUACGGAAAAGAUAUCGGGCGCUCUUCUUUAUGGUCCUCCUGGAACCGGUAAGACCUUGCUUGCGAAAGCCGUCGCAAAGGAAAGCGGAUGCACAGUGCUUGAAGUUUCUGGAAGCCAGAUCAUGGACAAGUACGUUGGUGAAGGCGAAAAGAACGUUGCCGCCAUCUUCUCUCUUGCCCGGAAACUUACCCCUUGUAUCGUCUUCCUAGAUGAGGCGGAUGCCAUCUUUGGCUCGCGUGACACGGCUCGUGAGCGGACUUCACAUCGAGAUAUUCUAAACCAAUUUCUCAAGGAAUGGGAUGGACUGAACGACUUAUCGGUGUUUGUCAUGGUCGCAACAAAUCGUCCGUUUGAUCUAGACGAUGCGGUUAUUCGACGACUGCCGAGGCGCUUACUAGUUGAUUUGCCUACCCAGGCCGACCGAAAGGAGAUCAUGAAGAUCCACCUCCGAGGCGAGCAACUUGAUGAAUCAGUGGACUUGGAAGACCUCGCCAAGCGCACGCCCUUCUACUCCGGAAGCGAUCUUAAGAACUUAGCAGUCUCGGCAGCACUAGCAUGCGUGAGAGAAGAAAACGAGCAAGCCGCCGUCGCAGCAGCUCAAGCUGCGGCCGGUGAAGCAACACAAUCCGCCUUCUCCACCCCACCGCAGCUCGUCCGCGGCCAGCGAUACACGUUCCCAGAAAAGCGUGUUCUGUAUGCGAGACACUUCGACAAAGCCCUGAUUGAGAUCAGCGCGAGCAUCUCCGAAGAUAUGUCGAGCUUGAAUGCGAUCAAGAAAUUUGACGAGAAGUAUGGCGACAAAAUGGGCAAGAAGAAGAGGAGUGUGUAUGGGUUCGGAAUUGAUGCUGGCACGAAUGAGAAUGCGGCGAGGGUGCGAACAUGA
Molecule: messenger RNA, 3507 nt
Organism: Trematosphaeria pertusa
Lineage: Eukaryota; Fungi; Ascomycota; Dothideomycetes; Pleosporales; Trematosphaeriaceae
Product: AAA-domain-containing protein
Exons: 2
Coding region: 1-3507 (1168 amino acids)
Cellular component (GO): mitochondrial outer membrane
Molecular function (GO): ATP hydrolysis activity; ATP binding; RNA binding
Source: RefSeq, a predicted model, not a curated record